Loa loa (African eye worm) is the source of this 177-nucleotide messenger RNA. RefSeq lists its product as hypothetical. The record is from RefSeq and is a predicted model, not a curated record. The annotation marks the transcript as partial. NCBI's taxonomy places the organism in Eukaryota, Metazoa, Nematoda, Chromadorea, Rhabditida, Onchocercidae. The transcript has a single exon.
GAUAUUAAAUUCGCUCGUUCUGUUGAACUGUCGAAUUGCCGCUUCUCUGCGUUGAACCGUUGUCGUGGUUCACCGUUGUUGUGGUUCACCGUUGUUGUGGUUCACCGUUGUCGUGGUUCAGUGUCUGGCUACGUUUGUUGCCUUGAAUCCUUACGCGAGUUGCCCGAUUGUGAUUGA